GAGCGUGGAAGAGGGCGUGACGCGUCCGACGCGUAAUGACGCGUUGUGACGUGGCGCGCUGUAUCAGCCGAACUCUCCACUGUUUAGAUCAAUAGAUCCGUGUCGCUCUUGGCGCUUUCAAAACAACAUUGUUUGUCAGAAAUGGAGGUAAAUUCGUGCAACAUCCAAGUGCUCCUGCAGGCAGCCGAAUACCUGGAGCGGAAGGAAAGAGAGGCUGAGCACGGUUAUGCCUCAGUGCUUCCAUUCUACAGCAAAGGAGAUUCAGACAAGAGGAAAAAGCAGAAGUCAAAGAGCCUUUCACCCGGGAACAGCAGGUCUGUUCACAACGAGUUGGAGAAACACAGGAGAGCUCAGCUGAGACACUGCCUGGAUCAGCUGAAGGAGCAGGUUCCUCUGUCGUCUGAUUCUGCGAGAAACACAACCCUGAACCUGCUCAGACAAGCCCAGCUGCACAUCAAGAAGCUGCAGGAGCAGGACGAGCGCUCGGAGCUGCUGAAGGGCCGUCUGCGCUGGGAGCAGAGAGAGUUACGUCUGCGUCUGGAGAAACUGCAGGGCGGAUCCGAGCGCAUGAGGAACGACAGCCUGGGCUCCACCGUGUCCUCGGAGAGAUCCGACUCGGAGAGAGAGGACGUGGAGAUAGACGUGGAGAGCAUGGUGUGGACGCUGGAGUGUGACGCUCUGGUCUCGUCUCACACCGGAGUGGACCACAGUUACUCUUCAUCUGAGCACAGCUGGUUAUGACUGACGCUCAUCUUCAUCUUCAUCACCACAGAACAGCCUUGUGUUCCCGACACUGAACACCUCAGCAGACGCCUCCUGAGCACGACUGGAAUACACUGUGCUGUGGUGCUCUGUCUGCGACACACACACUCGGGCGAUGAUGUAACUCUCCUCUUCCUCCUCUUCAUCGUCGGCCGCCGCUCACUCCGCUUGCACUUACAUGUCUCAAUACCGGCUUAUUUAACUCUGAGUUUUGAUACGUUGCACAAAGCGUACGCAUGAGCACUUGCGAUGUCUCUUUAGAUGCGUGUGUUGGUCCUAAUGUGUGAGAUUGCAGAUUAUCUCAUUGAAAAUAAAUAAUAAUUGGGGGAAGCUAAUUAAUUCAGAAGGAAAUGAUGCUUUCUUUGCAACCGUGCGUUUGGUUUCCUCUCCUCUUCUGCGAGUGUGUGCUGGUGAAGGUGCAGUUGUAAUAAUCCUGUGCUUUGGUUCACUCUGCUGGACUGAAGUUGGUGCUGUUCACACACACACAACAGUGAAGUGUUUUUAAGUCUUUAUACUCUUCUUUUCCUCAUUUGUAUAGUGGAUUUCCCUCUAAGAUGUGUUAGUCUCUCAUGAUUUUAGGAACCGCAAUCCAGUUGGUAGUCUCGACAAAAUACACCGGAUGUAUUCAUGAACUGUUCAGUAUAUGCUCAUAUCAGUCAUUUAUGCAAACUAUUAUGAACAUGCCUUUAGUUUAAGAUGUUUGUACAGUAAUUGUGUUGAUGUACAGUUCUGAACACCAAAAGCCUUAUGAACGAUUUGUAUGUCAUUGGACCAGGAACACCUUUGUAUUUAUGUCUCCUUGUACUCAUAUGUAGCAUUUUAUUCUUUUUUACCAACAUAAGCAUUUUGUACAAAUAAAUAUUUUAUGUAUUUAAUUUG
Molecule: messenger RNA, 1641 nt
Organism: Pimephales promelas (fathead minnow)
Lineage: Eukaryota; Metazoa; Chordata; Actinopteri; Cypriniformes; Leuciscidae
Gene: mxd3
Product: MAX dimerization protein 3
Biological process (GO): regulation of transcription by RNA polymerase II
Molecular function (GO): protein dimerization activity; DNA-binding transcription factor activity, RNA polymerase II-specific; RNA polymerase II cis-regulatory region sequence-specific DNA binding
Source: RefSeq, a predicted model, not a curated record